AUGUCAGAGGAUCGUUCGAAACAAACGGCGUCAACCCCCGCCCCGGCUCCCGUCACUCACCAACUGUUUAUGGAAAAGGAAUUGGCGGAAGAAGCGUUAAAAAAUGCUGCCGCAAAGGAGUACGACGCCUUCGAGACUGCUGCACGAAUUCCGUUUACCUCCGCUACACUGAAUGAUCGUCAGCCAACGGCUUUGUCAGAGACGACGUCGCUGAAGAGCGCAAACGAGUCACCGGAGGAAACGGCUGAGAGUAUCAGGGAGUUUGGAUCUGAGGUCCUAGGCGAAAUCAAAAGCAAAGUGGACUCGGUGCUGACUGAAAAAGAAAAAUCACCACCCAGCGAGGUGGAGUCGAGCGAUUUCGUGAAGCUGGAAAAACCACGGGAACCAGCCUUUGGUGUGGAGCAAGCAUCGGAAGACAGAAAUUCAGUCGGGCAAAGCAUAAACGCUGUGUUCACCGAUAUAAAGGAAAAGCUGGCUCCCGCUGCGGAAGUUAUCGACUCCCAAGUGAAGGCAGCAUCGCACGCGGUCGGCGACUUUUUCAAGAAGGAAACGACCGGCAAGCCAGCUGCACCCGAGGAACUCCGACAGUCGAAAAAAGAGGAUUCUGAGGCGUUUCAUGCUGAACAGCCUCUUAUGGAGUUCGGUGACUUUCUUGAACGCAAGAUGGUGCAUCCGCUGGAAACCGGCAUCAAGGAAGUGGAAGACAACCUGCUAUCAAAGAAGUCGGUGCCUGAGAAGGAGACGGCCGCCAAAACCCAGCCGAGUACUCUAUCGAUCAUCCGCGAGGACCUGGUCGAACACCCAGCGUCGAAAAACUUCCCUGUCUAUGAUGAGUAUGCCGUGGCAGCAGGAAAGCAGGCACCUCUUCCCGGAAAAGCACAGGAACCGAUGGCAAGACCUCGCUUACCCCCCGAAUUUACUCCCGUCGGUGCCAGGGACGAGAAAGCACCAACGAAACUACCAGAAACGGUCGAGACGGGCGUUGGACGUGCAAAACAAGUGGUGUCAGUGGUCGAAAGGAAGGGUCACUUGACCAAAGCAACCUGUUCCGGCUGCUGGAUCAAGUCCCUUUGCGAUAACGAGCAUCGUAAGUAA
Molecule: messenger RNA, 1095 nt
Organism: Soboliphyme baturini
Lineage: Eukaryota; Metazoa; Nematoda; Enoplea; Dioctophymatida; Soboliphymatidae
Source: the annotation of a GenBank genome assembly